Molecule: messenger RNA, 1309 nt
Organism: Sinocyclocheilus rhinocerous
Lineage: Eukaryota; Metazoa; Chordata; Actinopteri; Cypriniformes; Cyprinidae
Product: ubiquitin-conjugating enzyme E2 D2
Exons: 7
Coding region: 341-784 (147 amino acids)
Source: RefSeq, a predicted model, not a curated record
ACAGUACUAUGUAGCAACUGGCGUCGGCGCGCAAUCUGUCCCCGGCGACUGCGUCCAUUGGCGGAAGGAUCUGAUUAGAGCAGCGCAGUGUGAGUGAUGCGGUAGCUGCUCGCUGCCGCUGCUGCAGGAGGAAGGACCGAACCGCUACCAGCACCACCUUUCAGUUUCGCCUUCAAAUUACACCAACCGGCUCCGUCUCACACACACAGACCACCGACUGAAUUAUUACCCCAAGGCGUCCCUCAUUAAGACACCGGAGGGGUCGGUCGCGUCGAAAUUAAAGAAGCGCUGUUUUAAUCGAGUAUAAGGCGGGUUUUUGUGUGUUUUUGACAGCACAACAAUGGCUCUGAAAAGAAUCCACAAGGAGCUGCAUGAUUUGGGCCGUGACCCACCUGCUCAGUGUUCAGCGGGCCCAGUAGGGGAUGACAUGUUUCAUUGGCAGGCCACAAUAAUGGGACCAAAUGAUAGUCCUUACCAAGGCGGAGUGUUCUUCUUGACCAUACACUUUCCCACAGAUUACCCCUUCAAACCGCCGAAGGUUGCAUUUACCACAAGAAUCUAUCACCCAAAUAUCAACAGCAAUGGCAGCAUUUGUCUGGAUAUUCUGAGGUCACAGUGGUCACCAGCACUCACCAUCUCCAAAGUUCUCCUGUCCAUCUGCUCUCUGCUGUGUGACCCCAAUCCGGACGACCCCUUAGUACCUGAGAUCGCCCGCAUUUACAAGACUGACAGGGAAAAGUACAACAGAAUAGCUCGGGAAUGGACACAAAAGUAUGCAAUGUAGUUUUGGAGUUAGAAUCAUGAUGGGAGAAAAAUACACCUCUCCAUCUUAAGGUUAGGGGAGAUUUUGAACGUUCAAAAGAUUAAAAAAAAGAAAAGAAAAAAGCUUAAGAAAAAAACGAUCUUGUUGGUUUCCAUUGGAGUGUUUUCUUUAAGCCACGCCUCCCCUCACCAGAGCACCUCCCCCCACUUUUAGCCUUCUGGCAGCCAUGGUGUACAUACUCAAACUACAACUGUAGCCCCUUUUCCUCCUCAAAUUCAAACAUCCACUCCACAGCUCCUGCUUUACCUUCUCCGUUGCUAUAGCGACGUACCCGCUGCUUAGAAUCAGCCCGUAUCAGUUUUGCUGUAGAAGAUGUUUAUGGCUCUAAAAGCAUUCCUUGUUGUUUUUAAGAACUGGGAAGGGAGGGCUAUAUUAUUUUGUUUUCUCCCUGCAAUUUGUGAUAGUCUGGACAUAGAGGGAUGUUUUUUACAGUUUGCUUUUUCAUUUCCAUUUCCUGGGCUUCCAACUGUACAUUGGAUCAGGAAG